Messenger RNA from Toxotes jaculatrix (banded archerfish), 4963 nucleotides. It is a transcript of the gene larp1b, whose product is annotated as La ribonucleoprotein 1B. The coding region runs from base 395 to 3718 and encodes 1107 amino acids. Gene Ontology annotation, biological process: positive regulation of translation; mRNA stabilization. The record is from RefSeq and is a predicted model, not a curated record. Gene Ontology annotation, cellular component: cytoplasmic stress granule; cytosol. Gene Ontology annotation, molecular function: RNA cap binding. The transcript is spliced from 20 exons. Lineage: Eukaryota; Metazoa; Chordata; Actinopteri; Toxotidae.
UUGAAACCGGAGACCGAGAGGAGGUCGCUGUAGUAGUUUGUCAAAAAAAAGUUAAAGAACUCGCGGGUGAACCUAUUCAGCUCGUGUCGUUUACAUGGUGACAGACUACAGACUCAGAGGUAACUACUUGUUGGUAUGAAACAGUCGAUACGGGCGGUAAAUAAUAACAUUUAGCUCGGGCUCGCUGACUUCUGCAUGGUCGCUAGCUAGCUAACAGUUAGCUAAAGGAGCUACUUGGCUAGCUGGCUAGCGAGGUCCAGCCCAAAAGUUGUUUACCUCAAGUUGUGGAUGUGGUCACCCCCUGAGCUUUUCACGACUUUUCUCUGGGAUAAGAGAGUAAGGACCAACAAUUCACACUGGAUUUAACACUGCGCGCUGUUAGGAAACUAGCAGGAUGUCCACAGAGGUUGAGUGUAGUCAGGUCGACUCCGGUUUGACAGCGGCCAGCUCCGGCGAAGCAGAGGAGAAGAACCAAAACAAGUCCGAGGGGCAGAAGGAACAACAAGAACAGGGGCAGAAAGGCUCGGAAAAACUGCUGCAGGAUGGCCACGGCUCCGAGGCAGCCAAGAGCCCGACGGACAUGCACAAGAAAUGCAAAGAAAACGAUAAAGAAAACGACCAAAGCAGCAACGCUGACUCGGCUGUUGAGGCGGUGAAGAGGAAAGUUGUUGAAGCUCCUCCGCCUAAAGUCAACCCGUGGACGAAGAGGACCACGGGCAGAGUGCCGAUCAACAACAUCAGCUCCCAAGAGAAAGAUCAACAAAACGCUCUGAAAGUCGUCCGUGCCAGCAAGCCCAGGACGAGAAAAUCCAGCAAGUCGGGUGACUUUAGUGAUAUCACAAACUGGCCCACACCUGGUGAACUGGCCAAAGAGCAACAACAAAAUGUCCUCAACAACAAUGGAAAGAGGCCUUCCUCCUCACGCAGAGAGAAGGAGAAGAGGAGGGAGCGACCGGAGAGGAAAUCAGAGAGCAGCCACGACGGCGGUGAGAGCAAAGAGAACCAGGAGGCUCAGCUGGACCCGCUGGGAGAGCUGCCCAAAGACGGAGAGUCAAAGACGGGACAGGAGGCCAAGAGUGCCAACCUGAAGAAGCGAGGAGGUGGGGGUAACAAACGUAAGUGGGUUUCUCUGCCGCUGGAGGAAGCGUCCCGGGACAACGGCGACAAGACGCCCAGCGGGGGCCCGACGCGCUCGGACACAGAUCCCACCAGCGACUCACCUGACCCCACGUCGCCCAAUCACACGCUCCAUAAUAACAGGGCGCAUGAUAGCAACAGGAGUUGGAGAAGAGAGCCGCGGGACUUUGGGGACGAUGCUGCCAGCGUCAGAAGUGACAGCGGGAGCGUUCGCGGAGGAAUACGAGGCCGGGGGAAAGGUCGUGGGCGUGGAAGAGGUCGUGGACGAGGCCGUUAUGAAUACUCUCAGAGCUUCCGGGACUCUCAGUCGUCUGAUGGCUCUGUCCAGGUCCCCACAGAGUUUGGCACCAAUAUGGUUUACUAUUACGACGACGGCAACAAGGUUCAGAUGUACACGGUGGAUGAGAAGCUUCUAAAGGAAUACAUCAAACGGCAGAUUGAGUACUACUUCAGCCUCCACAACCUGGAGCGAGACUUCUUCCUGAGGAGGAAGAUGGACGCGCAGGGCUUCCUCCCCAUCUCCCUCAUCGCCAGCUUCCACAGAGUCCAGGCUCUCACCACCGACAUCAGCCUCAUCAUGGAGGCUCUGAAGAGCAGCACAGAGGUGGAGCUGGUGGACGACAGGGUUCGCUGUAAAACCGACCCGGAGCGCUGGCCCAUCCCCGUCCCUCCCGUCGUGGGUUCCCCUCGAACCGACUUCUCACAGCUCAUCAACUGUCCCGAGUUUGUUCCACGACAGACCCUCAGCUCCACAAACACCGCUUCAUCGCCUGUGAAGGAGACUCCUCCUGAGUCUGCCGGGCCUCAGGCCUCGGCUGAGCCCAGCUCCACCAGCCAGGAGCCACUCCCCGCCACAAAUGUUUUUAAAGAUGCCCCCGCCCCCAAACCGGACCCCGACACCUGGAUCCAGGUGGAGAAACGCCACAAACAGCCCUCGUCAAAGCCAAAGCUUGUCACUGAUGACGUCUGUGUUGUCAGCUCUUCUCCUCCAUCAGCGCUCCCACCUGACUGCCUCCCCUCUGCAGGGGACAGCAAGGCACCUCCUCCCAGCCACCAGGCUCCUCCACAGGCCGAGCCCGACCAGGAGGAGCUGGACUUCCUGUUCGACGAGGAAAUGGAGCAGAUGGCGCCCAGGAAAAACAAGUUCACUGACUGGUCAGAAGAGGACGACUCAGACUAUGAGCUGGACGACCAAGACGUCAAUAAGAUCCUUAUUGUCACCCAGACCCCUCCUUACCUCCGUAAACACCCCAGCGGCGACCGGACAGGCAACCAUGAGUCCCGAGCCAAGAUCACUGCCGACCUGGCCAAAGCCAUCAAUGACGGGCUGUACUACUACGAACAGGACCUGUGGAAGGGAGAGGAGCAGAUCGAGUGCAGCAAGCAGGAAGUGGAGAACUUCAAGAAGCUGAACGUCAUCAGCAAAGAUGAGUUUGACACUCUCACCCCCAAAGUGCCCGUUGAUUCAAACCAGGAAGUCCCACCUCCUCCGAUGCCAGUGGACAGUGGAGCAGAACUUGCCCGCUCUCUGCCUACAACGGUGCCGGAGUCGCCCAGCGCUCACCAGCCCCGAACCCCGAGAACGCCUCGCACCCCCGGACGCCAGGACCCCAACAAGACGCCCCGCUUCUACCCCGUCAUGAAGGAGAGCGGCACCAUUGAUGGGCAGAUGCCGAGGAAGAAGAAGACCCGCCACAGCUCCAACCCUCCUCAGGAGGCCCACAUCGGCUGGGUGAUGGACUCCCGCGAACACCGGCCGCGAUCUGCAUCCAUCAGCAGCUCCAACGCCUCUCCAUCAGAAGGAGCCCCGCUGUCAGGAAGUUACGGCUGCACCCCCCAGUCUCUGCCCAAAUUCUGGCAUCCAUCCCACGAGCUGCUGAGGGACAACGGCUUCACCCAGCAGGGAUACCACAAGUACCGCAGACGGUGCCUUAACGAGAGAAAACGGUUGGGGAUCGGCCAGUCUCAGGAGAUGAACACUCUAUUCAGGUUCUGGUCCUUCUUCCUGAGGGACAACUUCAACAGGAAGAUGUACGAGGAGUUCAAACAGUAUGCGCUGGAAGACGCCAAAGAAAACUACAGGUAUGGACUGGAGUGUCUCUUCAGAUACUACAGCUACGGUUUGGAGAAGAGAUUCAGGUUAGAUCUGUUCAAGGACUUUCAAGAAGAGACCCUCAGGGACUUUGAGAAAGGUCAGUUGUAUGGACUGGAGAAGUUCUGGGCCUUCUUGAAAUAUUCAAAGAUGAAGAACCAGUCCAUCGACCCAAAGCUGCAGGAACACCUCCGCCAGUUCAAGAACCUGGAGGACUUCCGGGUGGUGCCCCCGAUGGGAGAGGAGGGAGGCAGGAGGAGACGUCACUCGUCCUCGGCCGGGGAUGAAGGGAGGCGUCGGCGACAUCCCUCCAACACUACCUCAAAGCCCACGCAGGUCUCCAAAUCCUCCAGCACCUCCGCUCAACCCGCCGCUGCACAGAACGCGCCCAGAGACAACGCCCAGAAACCAGCAGCAGGAGCAGCCGCCCAGGCGAAGAAGGCGGAGGCCGGAGCCGGGAAGAAGGAAAGUGGUGCACCAAAUAAAUGAAGCUCCCUCCUCAAGGUGUGGGUUUGGAUAGACGAGAUGCAGAGCGAGGCGGCGGCAGCUCUGAGCUCAGCGUUCGCUCUUUUCAGUGGCAAACUGUUUGGGUAUGAAGAGAGACUGAGCGUGGUUGACUUAAUUUGAUUGUUUUUAUCAGUGCAUUUCAUUUUAAAGCAAGCAAGCAAGCAAGCAUAGACAGUGGGCUUGAAUCUGUGCGCCUGACAGCUCAUAAUGUUUACAAAAAAAAAAAAAAAAAUGCAUUCCCUGCAUUUUGCCUUUUGUUCUCUCAGAUGCCAAACUCUUCUACAGGUCUGUUGAUCUCCACAACCUGUCGACCGCUCUGGUCUGUUCAGAGCUGUUGAACUGUGAUUCUAGUUUGCCAAGAUAAGACAUACUGCAGAUAGUCUUGUGUGCCUUAAUCUGAUUCACCAGGACGACUGGAAGGCAAUCAGUGACAAAAUAGUCCAAAUUCUGCUUUUUGAAGUCUUCCCAACUGAUGAUUUGGGGUUUGAAUGUGUUUAAAACUGACACCACUCACAGUUUUUUUUUUUUUUUGUUGAGACAUAAAUAUCUUCCAUUUUCAUCAUGACAAUCAGAGUUGACAGUUUCAGUCAUAAAUUUGUGAAGCGCUGACCCCCCCUGAGGCUGCCGCUUCCUAACAGAUGUGCCCUGAUGUUUUUUAGUCUGACUGACAGGCAUCACAGCUGAACUAUCACACUGGUUUUUAAUUAAAACCAGGAAAAAUAAUGACAGAGUUAUCUGGGAAGCUUUAAGUUCCGUUUUACACCCAGAGAUAGUAUAAUUUAUUGUUUUAUUCUUUUUAUUUUUCCAUUUACUUGAUUGAUGGAAUAGUCUUAGGUAAUCAGUGCAGUUUCAAGUGGCUUUUGCUAUUAAAUAUGAUAAAAAAUGAAAUGUUUCUGCUGGAAUUAUGGGUGUGAGCUAGCAUCAUAAAACUACAGUAUAUUUUAGCUUGAAGUUUACUUCAUAUUAUGUUUGAGGCUUGGUGCUUUAGAGCACUUUAAUCGAUAACUUUCCUUUACUUCAUCAGUGGACUUAAAAGAGGUUUUAGAGUUGAAUUUAAAGAAAAAAAAUGUAAAUACUAUAAAAAAUCAUUUGCUAUUCGAUUAUCCCUUUGAUUUUAAGAAGUGAUUUGUUUUAUUGGUAAUGUGGUUUUGAGUGUGUUUUAGGAUAAAGCAGUGCAUGUUAAUGAAUUGUAAAAUGCAAAAAAAUAUAAAAUAACAGUUGAUUGUA